Molecule: messenger RNA, 1544 nt
Organism: Cynoglossus semilaevis (tongue sole)
Lineage: Eukaryota; Metazoa; Chordata; Actinopteri; Pleuronectiformes; Cynoglossidae
Gene: hdhd3
Product: haloacid dehalogenase-like hydrolase domain containing 3
Exons: 4
Coding region: 133-867 (244 amino acids)
Cellular component (GO): nucleus
Source: RefSeq, a predicted model, not a curated record
UUCAUACUCCACACCGGUUGGUGGCGGUAAUGUACCAGUUUCUAUUGAACACGAUGUGCGGGUGGAGUUUGAGCAGCAGAAGAAGUACAAGAACCGGAAGUAAAGUAGAAGAAGAAAAGAGUUGACAGUGUAAUGCGGGUUCCUCUGAGGUGGGUAUUAUGGGAUGUUCUGGACACGCUGCUGAAGGUGCGCCUGUCUGUAGGAGAGCAGUACUGCAGGGAGGCUGAGAGAAUGGGCUUGAACCUGAGUCCUGUGGAGCUGGAGGCCGCUUUCCGACGGGCGUAUCAGCGUCACUCCAGCUCGAACCCAAACUAUGGCGUCAACCAGGGCCUGGGCGGACAGUCCUGGUGGACGGGGGUGGUUCGAGACACAUUCUCCCAGUGCAAAGUUCACGAUAAAGUCCUGCUUAAUACAAUGGCUCACAACCUUUACCAGGGUUUCUGCAAUGCUGACAACUGGGAGGUUUUCCCAGAUUCAAAGAAGGCUCUGGAAAGUUGCUCUUCUCUGGGACUGAAGCUGGGCGUGGUGUCCAACUUUGACAACCGUUUGGAAACCAUUCUAACGGCCUGUGACCUGCUGCCUCACUUCAGCUUCUUGAUGACAUCAGAGGAGGCCCGUGUGGCCAAGCCCAAUCCGGCCAUUUUUGAUCUGGCCCUGCAGAAGUGCGGGGCCCCGGCCGCCAGCGUCGCCCACGUUGGAGACCAUUAUGUGAAAGAUUACCUGAGCUCCCGUCGUGUGGGCAUACAGGGGCUGCUGCUAGACAGACACAACACGCAGAGUCAGCGCGAUCUCCCCGACCAACAUCGACUCACCUCGCUGGAGGAGCUGCCAUCUUGGAUCCAGCGGCACAUGGAGUCAUGUGACUGACACGGUGAUCAUCGUUAAAGUCCACUCGUCCCUGGUCCAGAUGGUGGACAUACCAAACAGCAACAUUCCUUUAGACGAUUUCAGUUUAAUGACCUUUGCAUCUGAAGCUGCCGACCUGUAAUCGUCUCUGACGAUCGGUUCCAGUGCUUAGCAGUAAGGAUAACACGGCCCUAAUACCGUUGGUUUGAAACCAUCUGCUGCGGCUGAUACUGCGGAUAAAGAACCUUCAAAAGGACGAGGAGAGGUUUGAAGAGACAGAAAAAAAAAAAGUUUCCAUUUGUCACAGUUUGACACAGAGUUCAGGAGAAUUUCCUGAGAGAACAACGAUCCUCUUCAGAGUACACAUGGACUCCCAGUACUGCUCUGUGAAGAAUACUCUGUGUACUUUAAGUGGCUCCAAGAGCCGCUUAUGUCAAAGCCGGUUUAGCAGCUCAGUCCGUCGGCUCUGAGAGGCUCCGCUGAAAUCCAAUUGCAGACAUAAUGGGAUUGUGAGCAGAGAAUGGAGCGCCUCCUGCAGAGAGCCGGAGGUUAUGGUGAGACGAAGGCACAGACGAAGAAUAAAACUGGAGAUUUGAAAUGACAGAGAAGAAGCAGCUGUUCAGAAGUUCACACCAUGAGUCAAGAACCUGAGCUGUGACAAGAUUUAAUUUGUGCAAAAACAAUAAAAAAAAACAAAA